Messenger RNA from Zygotorulaspora mrakii, 1170 nucleotides. It is a transcript of the gene MTL1, whose product is annotated as Mtl1p. The transcript has a single exon. The record is from RefSeq and is a predicted model, not a curated record. Lineage: Eukaryota; Fungi; Ascomycota; Saccharomycetes; Saccharomycetales; Saccharomycetaceae. The coding region runs from base 1 to 1170 and encodes 389 amino acids.
AUGCCAUCUGCCUGUCGAUUUGGCUUGCUCGUUUUGGUGUGGUUGAACAUAGUGGCAAAAGGGGUGGUAGCACAGAAUGAGGGACCUGGGUUUGGUGGGUCUAAUAGCACGAGUUCUGGGGCAGCCAGUACCAGUUUGAGUGUGGGGUCGGUGAGCAGCGCCUCUUUCGGGACGUCGAGUUCGGGCGUGAGUUCGGGCGUGAGUUCAGUUUCGUCUGCGUCGCUGAGUUCGGGUUCAAGUGGAAGUUCGAGUUCGGUUUCGAGUGACAGCUCAAGUUUGUCUUCCUCCUCUACAAGUGUCGCUUCCACUUCGUUCACGUCGUUUGCAUCUUCCUCGUCGUCGAGCACGCCCUCGAGCUCGUCAGCAUCAUCUUUUUCGGCGUCGUCGUCGUCGUCGUCGUCGUCGUCAGUAUCCUCAUCUUCACAAUCCUCCUCAUCCAGAUCGUUAUCCUCAGCCUCCACUACACCUUCCACGUCGUCGUCCAGUGUGUCGUCAUCUUCAUCCUCGACGUCGUCUUCAAGCUCCUCAAGCUCCUCAAGCUCCUCGAGCCCCUCAAGCUCCUCGACGUCAAGCACUCCAGCGUCAACCACGUCCGAUAUUUCAUCUACAAUAACAUCAGGGCCCAGCUCUGCAGUUUCAGAUUCGCGUCGAACGGUCACAAGUGUUAUCAGUGGUCGCACGAUAUUGUUGAAUCGUUACACUACGGUGACCGGUAAUCCAGUUGCUACAGACAGCGUCAAUAGGAGCAGUAGUUCAGGCGGACUAUCGAAAAAGAAUAGAAAUAUUGUCAUAGGUUGUGUGGUGGGCAUCGGUGUUCCGCUGAUCAUUGCAGUCCUCGUAGUACUAUACUUUUACUGCGUCCAAUCCAAAAAGACAGAUUUCAUUGACUCUGAUGGUAAAGUUGUUACAGCUUACCGCGCAAAUAGUUUUAAGAAGUGGUGGUACGGUCUAAUAGGUAAAGAUAUCAGCGAUCAGUACGAAUCUAAUUCUCCUCUGGGCACAAGUAAUUCUCCAAUACUUUCAGAGGAUGACAACCACAGCUACAGCACUAAUAACGAAAAUUUACAGGAGACUACGAACAGUGGCGGCGCUCAUUCAAAUGAGCUAAUGUUGGAAGAGGAAAAAUACUACGAUGAAUACGGUAACGAAUUAAACGCAAGAAAUUAUUGA